CUCUCGCCCGGUGACAGAGUCGACGAGCUCGUGGAGCGGGGCCCGGUCCUUGCUCCGGUGGGCUGUUCGGAGAUUGCUAACACAAGGGAACAGUCCUUUUUUUUGAUCCAGGAUUGGCUGGCUCUUCUUGCCGUCCACAGUUCUCUUAGAGACAAUUUCCAGCUCCCCAAUUCAUAGGAUUAAUUUCUCUUUAUAUCUGCGAUAUAGUCAAUCUUGAGCCAAGGAAAACACCUCACCAUCAGCUACCAUGCAGCCUAUUGAAACCUUGUCUGUGUUUGAAGCUGCUCAGAAUACAGCUUUAAUGAAUGGACUUUGCCUUGUCACUGAAUCAACAGAAGAUAUCACUUCUGUGGCAAUUCCAGAAACCAAGGAACUCCAACAAGCUAAGUUAAUCCUAGAGGUAUCAGACCGGAUGUAUUGCUCUGUUUGCUCAAAGGCUUUUGAGAAUCGAGAUGAACAGAAAGAGCAUUAUCGGUUAGAUUGGCAUCGCUUCAACCUAAAACAGCGAUUGUUGGGACGUCAGAUGCUCACAGUUGAAGAAUUUGAAGCGAAGACUCAAGCAGAUGAUGUCUCCAGUAUCUCUGGUUCUGAUUCCAGUGACUGUGAGUCAAAUAGUGAAUCUGAAUCACAAUCUUGUCUGAAUGGUGAAAGAAAAGGAACCGGCUACUACAACCCACGCUCUCAACGCAUACUGUUCAAAAACUCUGAAGCCCAACUCAUUUCAGUCUUUCGCUGUGUGCUGCUAAACACUACAAAGGGCAAUUUUGAAGAGCCUGCAGAUCUAGUGGCUUCCCUUCAGAGGCAGAAUCCCAGAAUCUCCUGGGUUAUCCUGAUGGCUGGUGGAGGUCACUUUGCUGGAGCUGUUUUUCGGGGGGCUGUCUCUGAUAAAAUGUGGGGAAAUAGCAUAAGUUUCCAGGCUAGUAUUGAUGUUGAUGUCAUGGUAAUUCACCUUCGUGCUCCACACAAUAACCAAGCUCUCUUGUUUAGCAGCAAACAUGGCCCUCUUCAGCGAGGUGACCCACGUAUCCGGCGUAUUCCUUUCAGCACCCGAAGAGCCACCUUCCGUGAGGUGGAACGGGUCCAUGGGACUUUAAGCAGUUUGCUGGUAUAUGGAAGUAAUACAACAGUGGCAGAUCUGACUAGUUCUCCUCGGAAGACCUGGAAAAAAGUAGUUCGUAAGGAUGAAGCAUUUACACAGCCUUCUGGCACUAGUGAGGAGGACGGCCAUUUUGAAGCUGAAGGAAUACAUUGUUAUUCCUAUUCUGUCACCCUUCCUGUCUCUGUAGCAACGAUAGAGGAAGAAGAAGUGGGGGAAGAAAAUCUGGAACUGGUGGAGGAGACACUAAAUUUAUUAGAUUUACGUGAAUUUGAGGUGACGCCAAAACAGAAUCGCAAAAAGAGGAGAAGGAAACCCAAGACACCGCCAAAGUCUAACGUGGAGACUUCAGGAAGUGUUGAACACAAUACUUCAGUAUGUAGAGGACCAGCGUCAACUGACAUCCAAGAACAGCAAGAGCCUCAAGAUGCUCCCAGCACAACUGUGCAAGAUGCUUUAUUUACAGCAUGCAAAAUGGGAGACAUUGGAGCCCUACAACAUCUUCUGGGAAUGGCUGAUAAUACAACAGAUAACAGUGAGUGCAGUGAUAUAGUCACAAAACAGUUGCUCAACACACCCCUGGAUGAGAGUGGCUGGACUGUUUUGCACGUGGCGGCAGCAGCAGGAAGAACUGCAGUUGUGCGGCUCUUGUUGGAGAACGGGGCUGACCCUGCCAUCAGAGACAGAAAAGAACAGCCUCCAUACUGUGUGUCUACCAACAAGCAAACCCGUAAUGAAUUCCGUAGAUUCAUGGGUGAACAGCCAGAGAGGUACGACUACACCCGGGCUCAGGUGCCUGGCCCCCUAACUGCAGAAAUGGAAGCCAGACAGGCAGAACGCCGACGAGCACAGAAAGCCCUACGGAAGCAACGAGAACGAGAAGACCGUGAAGCACAAUUACUUCUGGAGCAAGAACAGGAAGAGAAAAAGCGGUUUGCCCUGCUCAGUGAUCGUGAGAAGCGUGCUCUGAUGGCUGAGAGGAGAUUUGCUUCCCAAUUAAAAGACUCUGGUGCAUCUUUGACCAAUACCAGGCGCUGCUGGUUUUGUGGGGAAUCCCUUUUGGGUUGCAUUCCUUUCCAUUACCUUGACUUCUCCUUCUGCUCCACAAAUUGUCUCCAAGCCCAUCGUCGAGGGAAAACUCUCCCAUCUUAGCUGGAGGUUUUGCUUUGGCAUCAAGAGACUGUGCUACAACAGAAAUCCAACCCCAGGACUGUUGUCACUUUAGAAUGGUGAGAGAUUAAGCACAGCAGGAAAGUCACAAGUAAUUGUUUCCAAGUGGUUCAUAAGAAAUUAAUAUGGACUGCUGUUAUUUGAGAAAUGAACUUCUUUUGUAAGAAUGUAGGUUUUUCAAUUUUAAACUAGGUUAUUUAGGAACUGGUUAAAAAGAGCAACCUCUCUCCCCAGAUAUGUUGGGCCUGCCCCACUGGAAUUAACUGCUGACUGGGAGUUCUACAAGUUAAGAAUUGUAAUACAUCUUUGCUGUGCUGGUUACAGAAGUCUACUGUAUAUUAAGGAAUAACUGAACGAAGAUCAUAGAUAACAAAAAUGGAAGAAUCCUUGAGCACUGUUUUUUUGACCUAAUGCUAUUUGAUUGUCUCUUAGCUAGUACUUUCACAAGUAGCAAUAGAUGUCUUAAGAAUCGAGACAGACCCUUGAUCUACUUAAUAUAAAGCACAAAGAACUUGAUAUCUGUUCCUGAUGUUUAAAGGUGCCUUAUCCCCAAGUAUGUCAUGUGAUUGCCUGGUUCAUCCUAUUUUCACUCAACUUUGCCAGUUUCCAAUUGCAACUCUAUCUUUGAUACAAAUGCAAUGCCAAGAAUGCAUUACAAUACUAUACCAGAUACCUGCAUAUUUAAUUUGGUGAGGAGCAUGAUUCAUCCUGAGCACUUAAAUAGCAUCAACUUCAAUUAAUACUCCAGUGAAAGACUUGCCCUCUAAAUAACUGUAGUUUACUUGGUUUGUUCAUUAGAGCUUACGCUACAGUCCAAUACUUUAUUCAUUUGAUUCUUACAAGACAGUGAUUUCAAAUACUUUUGCCAGGGGUCUCAGCAAUGUCAUAAUCGGAUAGCAUUUCCAGUUAUUUCAUGUCUUUUACAGAGAAGCUAGAAGUGCCAUUGAGAACGG
Messenger RNA from Pseudonaja textilis, 3219 nucleotides. The record is from RefSeq and is a predicted model, not a curated record. NCBI's taxonomy places the organism in Eukaryota, Metazoa, Chordata, Lepidosauria, Squamata, Elapidae.